AGUCUACACCGCGGAAGAGCAACAGGCAAAGGAGGCCGAGGCCAUAAAAAACCAGGACACGGAGGUCCGGGGUGGAAACAGUUUCUGUUUCGGCGCCAUCUUGCCGGACGAUUAUUGGCGCGACCCGGUGUGUAUCCUGUGCAAGAGUAUAAUUAUCGUACCCCCAGCACACUAAUUGCAGUACGUUUUUAAGUACUUAAUUUUGCAUCCCAAUAAAUCGGUUCUUUUUUCCGGAGUCCGCAUGUUAACUUGAAGUUUUUCUUCUCCUGCAAUUUGUACUACUGCGAUAUUGAUGGUCCUUAUCUUUUGCAAUGCAUAGCGAGCCAGAUGCGGGAGCUACGGGAGGGAGAAUGGGAAAGCAUGUGCGACUCGUACAAAAAGUUCCACUCCCUCUGGAUGCACGACCUGGACACCGCGGCGAGUGCCAUCAGUAUUGUCCAACUCCAGGCACUGAACAAGGCGAGGGAUUACGCUAAACAGGUGAAGGGCUGGCAGGACAAGAAAAACCUGGUGAAGGUCGAUUUCAGCGAGGUGCCGGUGCUGCAACAGAAGAAGGCCCCGCGGAAGGGAAAAAGUGGAAGUGCAGGAAAUAGUGGCCGCGACAUGGAUGAAGAUCAGGCACUGAGCCUCCGCACCCGCUGGUCCCGAAGUUUGGAGCGAGUGCAGCAGAGAAAAGCGAAGUUCAUGGCGGGGUUCAAAAAUUUCAAGAAGUGGGCCACCGUUUUCAACGACUGCAAAGAGGACUACGUGCAGGAUCUGCGGUCGGCGAGUCAGACCUUCAGCCGGAUUUUCGAAAAGCAGCAGUGUGGGAUUCCGGAGGAUGACAGCAGUGGGCCGUCCGCCACGGCGCAGGGCGGCACGAGUGCCGUGGAGGGAGGGAAGAAAGUGGAAGCGUCGGUUAUGACGUGCUCAGAAAGAUGUUACAAUCUCAACUGUUACAAUAAGAUCUGGAUUUUGUCUUGCAUGAACAGCGUGCGGAACAUACAGAGCCCCCUUGCGCUUUGCGCAGUACAAAUUUCGCCGGACGAUAAUUCUAGUGCAGUUUUAGGGCUCCUGAACUUGUCAUGUGCAUGUCUAUAAGUGCACCUGUUGCAUCAUAAAUCUUCUUUGUUUUAUCAAUGUUGCCAGUUACUAGAGAGAUUGUAACACCUGAGUCGGCUAUAUCGGUGUUGAACGACCUUCGCAAGGACGCGGAAGAGAAGAAGUCGGAGAAGUUUCUGGCAUUAAUGAAGCGGAUCGAGAACAAGGAAAUGCCGAGUGAACAUGACCCCGAGGCGCUGCUGGGUCGGUGGAAGCAGAUGGAAAGGGAUAACGAACAGGAUAUCAAGGAAAGGUUCCGCGCGAAGGUGCUGACCCCGAUGAAGCAGCAGUGCCAGGAACUCCUCGGAGGCAUUGCCGCAGCGACCACCGAUAAGAAGGAGGCGAGGAGGAAGCUGCGCGCUUCCCGGCAAAGUAGCAGUUCAUCGUCGUUUCUAGAAAUUGAGAAAGAGUCCGUAGUGGCGGAUCUGGAUACGGUGCCAUCAUCUCCAGGAGAAAAUACAAAUGAAAAUGACGCUGCUGCAGGAGGUGCUCUUCCAGCUCCCCCUUCCGCGCCAGCACAGGACCCGACUGGAGAGGGCGACGGCGCGAGUCCCACUCCUACCGGUGAAGUGGAUGAGUUUUCCUCGGGGUCGGGAAGAAGCAAGGCGAAGAACGCGGUGGACAAGGUUGCGGAGGAAGCAAAACUGACGGCGAUUCCCGAAGGGGUGGAGCGGGGGAUGGCGCACGUGAUUAAAUGGCAGCGGUACUUGCUCCACAACGGCGUCAACUUUGACCAGAAAGAGACCGACGUGGCUCCUUUGGGCGCGGAAGAUCCUUGCGAGGUGGUUCCGCCGGAGGCGACCGAAGUUGCCUCGGACGACGACGGGGAUUCAUCGGGCUCCCGCGGCCCCACCGUCCGGUGGAGCGUGCGGGUGCUCCGCGAUCUGCAGUCGGCCAGCCGGAAGGUGUUUCGGAACUGCUGCGGCAAAGUCGUCAGCAGCGUGCAGAUUCUGAUGCAGAACCCCACCAAGUCGGUCGACGACGUGCUAGGGGAGCACUGUGCCACCCUGGAGAAGGAGAUCACGAAAUAUCCAGGAAAAAACACCCAUCCCCAUCCAAUUUGUCAUGCAAAACACGUAUAAAAUCCUGUGUUUGUCAUGCAAAAAAUGGAUGUGGAUGGGUUUUUUUCUGUGGAUACGAAAACCCGGAAAACGCCGGCCGGACUCGAGGAAAUGGAGCGGCGGUUCGCAGAGGAAGUGGUGAAGCUGUAUCAAAAGAAAAAUUCCCCCCUCGCCAUAUCGAAAUGGAAAUCUGUGAUGCGGGACAUGUGUAUACAUAUCAAAUUUGUCUAGCAGUAGAGGACUGCAGACAGAUACAAAGCCGGACUAUGGAUGCUUUGGUGUAGGCGCCUAGCAAGGCAGGCAUAUCCUCCGUAGGCCAUACAGCAUUACAAAUUGCCUGCAGAACGCGGCGGGGUUUUUGGAUUUGCCUUCUAGCAAUACAGAGGCGACUUGUGGCCUCGCAUCAGCAUCACAAAUUUUGAGAAGUGUCCCGUUUUGGUAUGGGGGGAGGGAGGAUUCAUUUUUCCUCACAAUAAGCUGUCGGAAUUGGAGGCCAAGGCAAGCGAGGUGAUGAAGUCCGUGGACCGGUCGGUUGCGCCGGAGGACGAGUAUACCAAACUCCUGAGUGGCGGGGGCGACGAGGAAGCAGAGCGGGAGCGGCGAAAGGCGAAGCGCGGGAAUUGCGCGUUGCUCCGGGGGGAGCUGCGAUUGACCUACGACCUGAUGAGCGAUGUCGCCGGCCCCCUGCACCGGGGCGCCGUGAAGGCGAUAGCCUUUCGGAAGAGUCCGCCCAAGGCCGUCGUUCUGGCGUACCCGAGCGAAGUGAACGAGAGA
Messenger RNA from Amoebophrya sp. A120, 2915 nucleotides. The record is from the annotation of a GenBank genome assembly. Lineage: Eukaryota; Dinophyceae; Syndiniales; Amoebophryaceae.